AUGAGAGUCGAGCUGCCCAAUUCCAAUAUGGUGGUCGGCUGGGCAGACUUACGUUUCUUGUUGUUGAUAUUGUUCCUCUGCGGGUUCAGGUUCGCCGCCUGCAGCCAACAAGCCCCGCAGGUCUUGGGGUUGCGACUGGAGGACACCAAAGAUCAAGUGUUUAUGCGCGGGCGAAUUAUCUCGGCGCCGUACGGAUCUAGUUUUAAGGUUCGAUUAUUUGGUUUCUACCUACUUAAUGGGACUUGGCCGUGGGUCGCAUUCGCCCAAGCAACUGAGGGGGAGGCAGGUGCUGUUGGGGAGGCGGCAGAUCCUUGUGGGCAGGAGAGUAGACGUAAGUCGGCUGCUUUUCAAGUUUAUGGGGAGUUUGGAGCGGACGAGGAGAAUAGUGGUGUCAUAGAGGUCCAGGCGGUACCAUCCGAUCAAGAGAAGGACAUCGAUUCGGUAAUCCAUCACUUUUGUGUACUGAAAGACCAGAAAUGGGUGUCGCUGGGUCUAGAUAGAUUACAUGUUGUGAAUUUGCCGCCUGAUUAUAUUCCGUCGUGGGGUUUGGCAAUAACAAUUAUUAUUUUGAUCAUUGUUUGUGCGGCUAUAAGAUGCCUGGAUAUCAGCCUUUUGUGGCUUGAUCCUUUGGAGUUGUAUGUACUGCACAGCUGUGGCUCCGAGGACGAGAAACGAACUGCUAAACGCCUAGAGCCAAUCAGGAGGAGAGGAAACUUUCUGAUUUGUUCAUUGUUGUUUAUUUGUGCUUUAGGGCACUCAGUACUUGGAGUGUUGUUUUACCGAGCUUUGGGAUCUAUCCUACCAGCCGUGUUCACAAGCGCUUUCCUAAUCUUCCUCAUAGCUGAGUUGAUACCGCACAUAAUAUGCUCGGCUUAUGGAUUCCAACUUGCCCCGGGUAUGACAUGGCUGGCUCAGGUGUGUAUGAUCUUGACGUGUCCACUGUCCUGUCCUCUCGGUUUGGUUCUUGACUUGGCUUUACGCCGCGAUGUGAGCACUUGCGGGAUACGAGAGAAGGCAAUGGAGAUGGUACGUAGUAACAUUAACGAUCCGUACAAUGAGUUUGUCAAGGAGGAAUUCAGCAGGGGUGCUCUCAGAACCAAAACCGUAGAAGACAUCUUAACCCCACUCAAAGACUGUUUCAUGCUUCCUUCAACCGCCGUACUGGAUUUCAGUACCAUGUCGGAGAUCAUGCAGAGCGGUUACACACGAGUUCCAGUGUACGAGGAAGAGCGCUCCAAUAUAAUCGAGAUUCUCUACGUUAAAGAUCUCGCAUUAGUUGACCCAGACGACUACACACCGAUGACCACCAUCACUAAAUUCUACAAUCACCCGCUACACUUCGUCUUCAACGACACGAAGCUGGACGCCAUGCUAGAGGAAUUCAAAAAAGGUAAUUCCCAUAUGGCCAUCGUACAGAGGGUGAAUAAUGAAGGAGAGGGAGACCCGUUCUACGAGGUGCUGGGACUGGUCACGCUAGAGGACGUUAUCGAAGAGAUCAUCAAGUCGGAGAUCCUGGACGAAAAUGAUGGUUACCUUGAUAUGAAAGUGAAGCGACCCCUUCCCCCGUUGGAGAUCCCUCUGGAGCCUCGGACAACGCAUGAGGAGUUCUCUCUCUUUAAGCUGCCCGAGGGGGAACCUAAGAUCCGUACUUCACCUCAGUUACUCUUAGCCACCCACCGUUUCCUCUCCAGAGAGGUGGAGCAUUUCAGCCCCCAGCGUGUGUCGGAGAAAGUCUUAUUCCACCUCCUACGGCACCCCAGCGUCAACCAGGAGAUUAAAUUCGACCCUGGAAACCGUCUGAGCCCGGAUCACUACCUCUACACUCGGAACCACCCGGUGGACUAUUUCAUUCUGCUGCUGCAGGGUCGUGUGGAGGUGGAGAUCGGGAAAGAGGGGUUAAAGUUUGAGAACGGGGCCUUCACCUACUACGGUGUAUCUGCACUGACGGCGCCAUCCUCAGUGCACCAGUCCCCAGUGUCAACGCAGCGGCGUUCCCCGAGAGAUCCCUUCGAACUCGGGGACGCCACCAGUCCGUCCAGUUACUGUCCCGACUACACGGUCCGAGCCCUCACCGAUCUACAGCUCAUCAGGGUGACGCGUCUACAGUACCUCAACGCUCUGAUGGCAUCCCGCGUGGCACAAAGCCCCGACCCCCCCGAGAUCAAGAUCCUGCCCAACAGCCAAACCAAGCUCCUAAACGAGCGAAACACGACCCAAGGUCCAAGCAGGAGUCAGCAGAGCAGCUCUGCGGAGGAAACUCACGGAUAGACGCGCCCCUUUUUUGACUCUUCUUCCAACGUCUUUCUUCAGCGGUCAUUAAGGGGGUUUUAUUCUUACUAUCUUAAAGACU
Messenger RNA from Chanos chanos (milkfish), 2350 nucleotides. It is a transcript of the gene cnnm3, whose product is annotated as cyclin and CBS domain divalent metal cation transport mediator 3. The coding region runs from base 1 to 2268 and encodes 755 amino acids. Gene Ontology annotation, biological process: transport; magnesium ion homeostasis. Gene Ontology annotation, molecular function: transmembrane transporter activity. The transcript has 9 exons. Lineage: Eukaryota; Metazoa; Chordata; Actinopteri; Gonorynchiformes; Chanidae. The record is from RefSeq and is a predicted model, not a curated record. Gene Ontology annotation, cellular component: plasma membrane.